UAUUAAUUUUUUAAAAAUUGCUUAUGUUACAAUUUUUUUUUUAAAUUGAUACAUUACAUUUUAAAAUAAAAAUAAUGCUAAAAUUUUUCUACACUUUCUUAGCUGGGAAAAUGUUUAUAGUUCAUACUAUCACAGAUUUUUUAUACUAGUAAUAAAUUUCGAAACACAGCUUAUGUUAUAUUUGUGAUACGAUUGUCAUUUUGCGAUUGACCGAAUUAAUUGCAUGAAUGCAAACGUUCACAUUUGUGAUUUAAUGUAUUUUUUAGAGAAAUAAAAAAAAAUGGAUUUUCCAAACAUGACAAUGUUUUUCUAAUUAAGUAAAAUGAACUUUUAUUGGGGUUAAAAGUGACGGAUGCAGCAAAGAACCAACAAGUGAAGUAAGAAGAACGUAUGUACGAUAUAUAGAAAACGGAUCGAUAACGCAUCAACGAUAAAUAUCGAUUUGAAGUUACUGACGUCGAAUAACUUUUUUAAAAGAAAAAUAUUGAGAAGAUUGUUAUUUUAUACAUACAAUAAAGUUGAAUAUCAUAGUUUAAUAUUAUUUUAAGUAUGUAUUUAAUGUGGAUAAAGUCAAAAUUAUCACUUUUUCGCUGUGGCGUCAAACUGCGACACUUGUCGCAUUAUCGCAAUAUUACCAGAGAAGCUACCAUAGAAUCGAAAUACGAAUUAUAUCGGCUCGAUAAAGGGCCGCUUGAAAAAUCGACUUUAAAUGUGGAAGAUACUAUAUUUGCACUGAAGACAAUGAACUAUAUACGUCGAAUGGAAAACAAAGCUGCAGAAUUAUACAGACAGCGGCUCAUUAAUGGCUUCUUACAUUUAUACGUUGGCCAGGAAGCUAUAGCUGUCGGUCUCAAAAUGGCUUUGUUUGAACGGGAUACUGUUAUUACGGCAUAUAGAUGUCAUGGUUUCGCUGUUGUAUUUGGUAUCCCAAUUUGCUCUGUCCUUGCGGAACUUUUAGGUCGUAAGACGGGCGCGGUCAAAGGUAAGGGCGGCUCGAUGCACAUGUACGCUCCACGAUUUUACGGUGGCGACGGUAUUGUCGGAGGACAAGUGCCUGUCGGUACUGGUAUAGCUUUAGCCCACAAAUACAAUGGUACAGGCGCCGUAUCUUUUACGUUGUAUGGCGACGGGGCAGCCUCGCAGGGUCAAAUCUACGAAGCUUGGAAUAUGGCGAAGCUUUGGAAUCUACCGGUAGUCUACAUUUGUGAAAAUAAUAGAUACGGUAUGGGCACAGCCGUACAUCGACAUUCCGCCAAUACUCGACUUUAUACGCGGGGAGAUCUUAUACCAGGGAUAAAGGUCGAUGGGAUGAAAAUCAUAGAUGUACGAGAAGCUAUACGCUUCAGUAGAGAUUACGCGCUCAGAAACGGUCCGAUUGUGUUGGAGAUGGUAACUUAUCGUUAUUUCGGACACAGUAUGAGCGAUCCCGGUUAUUCGUAUCGUACUAGAGAAGAGAUUAAAGCUGUGCAAACCGAGCAAGAUCCAAUCAUGUUAUUUACCAAACUAAUCGUAGAGAAAGGCCUUAUGACCGAAAAAGAUGUCGAGAACAUACGAACGUCAAUCUAUAAAGAAGUUGAUCAAGAAGUAGAGCGAGUCAAAGCCGAUCAAUGGCCAGAAAUGUCCGAAAUUUCAGCCGACGUUUAUGUUAAACCAUUGGAGAAAGUUCGCGGUAAAGUUCCUUGGGAAUUACAUUAAAAAACAAUAUUAAAAUUUUGUAAAAUUUCUUAGUAUAAAUUUUAAUUGUUCUAUGAUUUUUCUUGUACUUAAGAUUUAAAUUAUUUAUGUUUGUAACAAUGAUGUAUAUUGUAUACACUUUUUAAAAAUAUAUGCAUUACACAGAAACAAAACACGUAUAAGUUUAUGAUUUGGAUUUAGGAAAAUGAAGUCAAACCUUUUUGACAACAAGAUAUGAAAGAGAUUCUUUUCUAUUUUAUUUUAUGUAACUUAUACCCUGUAAACAAGAUGUGCACAAUAUGUUAGCAGAUUAACAACAGAUUUUUUCAGAAGUUGAUAGCAAAUUGGCAUGUGUUAUUUGAGCAAUAUACUUAUAAUUUGCUACAGUCUGUUCACAGAAUCUGAUCAUAGCCUAGGUAGUACACCAAACAGCACAAUGACGUCGGUAGGACAUCCAAAAGAUGUCCAGGAUGUAGAUGCAGGAUAUCCUGAGGACAUCCCAUUUUAAUCUUAGAAUCUCCUCUGGACAUCCUGAGGAACAGUGUAUGAAAGCCGUAUAUAAGCCCCUGAAACAUCCAGGGAGAUCCUGUGAAUGAUCCUAAGAAUUUCCACAAGACAUAUUAAGGAUUCUAUAGGAUAUGUUAGGGAUAUUUUUGGAACUUUAAGGACCAAAUUCUGAAAGUGAAAUAUAGAUAAACUAAUUAAUAUUUCA
This is a messenger RNA of Monomorium pharaonis (pharaoh ant), 2386 nucleotides long. RefSeq names its product pyruvate dehydrogenase E1 component subunit alpha, mitochondrial. NCBI's taxonomy places the organism in Eukaryota, Metazoa, Arthropoda, Insecta, Hymenoptera, Formicidae. Bases 550 to 1695 code for a protein of 381 amino acids. The transcript has 6 exons. The record is from RefSeq and is a predicted model, not a curated record. Gene Ontology annotation, molecular function: oxidoreductase activity, acting on the aldehyde or oxo group of donors, disulfide as acceptor.